CACACAGUCGGGAAACAGUAUGAGAACAGCAGCUGGAGCGGGUCCAGGAGCUGCAUAUACUCACGUGUCAAAUAAUCAGCCCUAUAGAAAGCAAACAUCUCAUAGCAUUCGUUUGACACACUAACCUAAACUGCGGUUUCGACGAUUGACAAUAAUGGAAAUAUUUUGUGUAUCUAAAACGAGUUCGGAGUGGAGAGAACACCGUGUCCCUUCAGUUGAUCAACAGCAUUAGAGAAGUUAAGCUUUCGGUCGCACACAAGAUAUGUGAACAAUGCGAACUCCCAAGACCUUUUCUCAAAUGAGCAAAUGCUUUCAACUCGGUCGACUCUGUGUUAUUUAUGGUCAAAAAUACAAUUUUUAUGUAAGGUUUGCAUUCAUUUGAAUUCAACAUGGAUCGGGACUCAUGCACUUCUAAAGAAAAGGCCCAGUUUGGAGCAGCGGAAGGUGCGUUCGCGAGAUGCGGCACGCUGUAGGAGGAGUCAGGAGACUGAUGUGUUCUACGAGCUGGCCCACUCUCUACCCCUCCCACGACGUAUCGCCUCCCACUUGGACAAAGCUGCCAUCAUGAGGGUGACGCUCAGCUAUCUGCGCAUGAACCGCCUGAUCCAAUCCGCAGGUUCAACCAAAACACAAUCUCAUGAGGAGACCGAAGAUCCCACUGAUGGGUUUUAUCAGCAGGCAUUGGCUGGUUUUGUCAUGGUGAUGACAGAGGAAGGGGACAUGGUCUUCCUUUCAGAGAGCGUCGGCAAAUAUAUUGGCAUAACACAGCUGGAGCUACUCGGACAGAGUGUGUAUGAGUUUGUUCAUCCCUGUGAUCAAGAAGAAUUGCGAGACAUCCUCACCACCAGACCAGGACUGUCAAAGAAAAAGAUGGUAAAGUUGACAGAACACAAUUUCUUCCUUCGUAUGAAGAGCACUCUCAUGCACACAGGAAGGACAGUUAAUAUCAAGUCUGCCACCUGGAAGGUCCUUCAUUGCACAGGGCAUAUACAGACUCUUAGCAGUGAGGAUGAAAGUUCGACCCCUGGUGGCAGCUUCCUGACAUUGCUGUGCGAGCCCAUUCCCCACCCCUCCAGUGUUGAGUUCCCACUAGAUAGCAGCACAUUCCUCACACGCCAUAACAUGGACCUGACUUUCACACAGUGUGACGGACGUGUCACUGAGCUUGUUGGAUACGAACCAGAUGAUCUGAUUGGCCGGUCAGCCUAUGAGUUUUACCAUGCUCUUGAUUUUGAUCAUGUGACCAGGAGUUUGCACAUCUUGUUCUCCAAAGGUCAGGUGUGCACCAGUCACUACCGCUUCCUGGCUAAGAAUGGAGGCUUCGUCUGGACCGAGACCCAAGCCACCAUUCUCUAUAACAGCAAGACCUCUCAGCCUGAAGCUGUGGUCUGCCUCAACUUUAUCCUCAGUGGGGUGGAACAGGCAGAUGUGGUGUUCUCAUUAGAACAGACUAGUGAUAAACCAUUGCCUAAAGCUGUCAAGCUGAGCCUGCUUGAAGAAGAGGACUCGGACAUGGAGGUGAGCAGCACUGCUGAGCUCUUCCUCCAGAUGAAGGAGAAUCCGGAGGAAUUACUGCAGCUGGCACCCCACUCUGGAGACACCAUAAUUUCUCUGACAGAUGGUGUGGAUUUGUCAUUCUGCCGUCCACCAAGUCCCAACGGUAUCCCAGAAUGCCCUCAGGACCUCUGUACACCUGAACUCCGCCAGCUCCUUUCUCCAAUAUUCGACAAACCUUCCAAUUCCCCACAUGCUGCGAGUCCCGCUGAAGAGCUGCCUGUGGAGAUGGAUGGGGUGGAGAAGUUCUUCGCCCUCAAACCUGCGGAGAGCGUAACGUUGAAAGGCCAAACAGAGAAUAUGGAUGAGCUUGAUCUGGACAUGCUGGCUCCAUAUAUCUCCAUGGAUGAUGACUUCCAGUUGACCUUCCUACCCCAAUGUCCUGAGACAGUUACAUCAUCUCCAGAAAUGCUAACCAACACUUCAAGGAAACGAUGUCUAGAAGAUGAGGAAGAUGAUGACAUUCCUGCUCUGGCUGCCAAAUUGGAGAAAAGAGAGAUGAGCAGCUCCAUAGAGGAAAGGCUUCUGCUCAGCCACACCUUACUGAAUGGCCUGGCUGAUAAUGAUGGUACAGAAGAGUUUGAGCCACCACCUCAAAAGCGAAGUCAGCUUUUGACUGACAGAGACCCUCUGCUGGGGGGGGUGCAGGCUUUGUGUGAUACGGCAGCCCUAAUGAGGGACACCUUUUUUUCACGCCCACCUGAUUUAUUGAGGCCAGUUGCUGAGACCACAUCAACCCUUACUUGAGGAGGUGAUACAGAUGACCACACAGCUUUCAAGGAUUAUGAAUAAUCCACAUCCUCUUCACACUCAACAUGUAUCAGUAUAACAUGUAUUACAUAGUGAUUCACGCACAACACAUAGGAGGAUAAUUGGCCUAAAAUUCUGUGUUCUAUAUUCUGUUUUCUUUUCUUAAGUGAUACUUCAGCAAAAAGUGUAGUCAGAGUAGACCCUAGUUUGUAGACCUAUUAGAAUUAGUCAAAUAAAACCAUUAGUAUGGGCUCUGCCCCAUCCUUGGCUGAGAUCUAGAUUUUAGAAUUGACAGUUAGUAGUUAGAAACAUUUCUUAAAAUAAUUUUCAUGCUCUGAUCGCCCCAUGUCUUUUGCUGUUGGGUUUGAAUUCGUCCAAAGCACAAAUACGCCCAAAGGGGUUCAAAACCGAAGAUAAACUGGUCAGGAUAUGUUGGGAAUAGUGUUAACACAUUGUACCACAUUUAGCCUUAAUCUAUAAUUCUAGAAAUCUUCAAGCAUAAUCUCACUGUAAGACUGUAAGUUUUUCUGAAAGAGGCUGUAUUUUACGAAACAGUCCUCAACUUCACCAACCAAUUUCUUGCAACAAAAAAAGGGUGGUUCUGUCUAUGUUAGAAUCACGGGUUAGAGUGGAAAAGGGCUUACUAUAAGUGGAUGUAAUCAUGCUCUUAAGUGAAAAGAUAAUUCACUGAGGCCAUACGUGACAAAUGCAACAAAUACUCUCAGUGACAUCUUUUUAUAAAGGAUUUUAUGUACUUUUGCAAUUACUACUUGUAAGUGAAUCUAUUCUUGUGCGUCUUUUGGUGUUCAACUACAAAUACUAAUGUUUUCUGUUCUUGUGUCACUUUGAAACUGUCUGAUAGUUACUUCUGUAAUGGCUUUCAAAGAGGCUGUGGUGCUGAUAGUGCAGUUGUAUUGACAGAAAACCUUGUCUGUUGUCUUCUGAACCCUAAGAUGAUGUGUUAAAAUACAGAUGUAUUGAUCAGAUGAUUGAAAGAGUUUUGCAGUAAGUGAUCAUCUUUGCUCUCUAUAUUUUAAUCUGGAUCUGUUCAACACCAUCUGAUACACAGUAAGAAUAUUAUUUUUAAAUGGUGGCAUAAAGGAUUAGUUGUGGUGCUUUUUUCAGUUGACUGUGAAUCAAAUAUUUUCCCCUAAUUUCUGUAAGCUGUACAGAUGUGAUUCAAGGGGCCUUUUUGAAAUGGUGGCAUAUAAAGACACCUGCCUUUCUCAAAUGUAUAACAGUUCUUCGAAUACUCCAUAGACUUUGUGUAUAUAACCUUCUGUAUUUUUGCAUUUAUUUCCUAUAUACCUUUACCUUGUAUUGACUGAAAGAAAUAAAACAUUUUAAACGCA
Messenger RNA from Myxocyprinus asiaticus (Chinese sucker), 3656 nucleotides. Its product is annotated as hypoxia-inducible factor 1-alpha. The transcript is spliced from 15 exons. NCBI's taxonomy places the organism in Eukaryota, Metazoa, Chordata, Actinopteri, Cypriniformes, Catostomidae. Bases 307 to 2301 code for a protein of 664 amino acids. The record is from RefSeq and is a predicted model, not a curated record. Gene Ontology annotation, molecular function: protein dimerization activity; RNA polymerase II transcription regulatory region sequence-specific DNA binding; DNA-binding transcription factor activity, RNA polymerase II-specific. Gene Ontology annotation, biological process: regulation of transcription by RNA polymerase II; cellular response to hypoxia.